AUGGAUCAGAUUCCAAACUCCUUAUUCGAAGAAGGCCGACUCGCCUUUUUGGGCGGUAUUCCCCUCGAUGCCGAGAAGCAGGAGGUAGAAGCCUUCUGGCUUGAGCCCAGUGGAUGGAAUCACCAGGGCUAUUGCAUCGUCGAGUUCACCUUGCAAACCGAGGCAAAGGAGGCAAUCAAGAGACUACCAGAUUGUGCUUUCAAGGACAAGUAUCUACAGACAAAAAUCCCCCAGCGUCGCAACCAGCCAACUUCCCAAUCAAUCACUUCGAAGCUUCCUGUCGAGGCGGAAGCCAUCCCCACCGAUGCCGAGGCCGUCACCACCGCGACGGAGCCCGAGCCCUCGUUUGAGUCACCUCCUGUCGAGCCGCCCUCGUCGGACCCUUUCGCCGCACAAAUUUCACUGGUAGACGACGUCAGUGCUGGAUAUAAGGCCAUUCAGGAGAGGAUCCGAAAAGACUUGCAAGAGCUGAAGUACCCUGAGGCGUAUGCUUGCUCCGAGCACUGGUCCAAAAGUGACGUUGAGAACGCGGUUAUCGGAAGGAUGUUGGAGCGUGAGAAAGAAGAUGGCGCCCCGGGCUCUCUUGUGGUGAAACACAAUGGCCGCUUUCGCAUUCGCUCACGAGUCUUCCCCUCUCCUUAUGAUGACGAUAUCAAGGGUGAUUCUACCAUCUGGAUCCAUGUCACAAAGCGUGAGUCAGAUGGACGAAAGAUGAAGAUCAUCGCUCUGUCUGAACUUCCUCUUUACGAAGAGGACGGAUGGCAGGAGUGGUUCAAGGGCAAUGUGUCGGCAGAAGAGAGUACUGGCGAUGAACAGCACCAUGUCUCCACUGUUGGGGAUAUCAACGCACCAGAUGGUCCCAAGCAGGACACUCUCUAG
Fusarium mangiferae is the source of this 879-nucleotide messenger RNA. RefSeq lists its product as uncharacterized. Lineage: Eukaryota; Fungi; Ascomycota; Sordariomycetes; Hypocreales; Nectriaceae. Gene Ontology annotation, molecular function: nucleic acid binding. The coding region runs from base 1 to 879 and encodes 292 amino acids. The record is from RefSeq and is a predicted model, not a curated record. The transcript is spliced from 3 exons.